UGGGAGUUUGGCUAGUACCGUUAUGGCUGUGAAGGCGUUGGUCCCUGGACCUGAGUUCCUGGAGGGGACUGGGGCCGGGAGAGUGGCAGACAGCGUCUGAGAGGGCUCUCUCUCCCUGUGCGUGCUCAGCUUGCUUUCUCGGGAGCUGCUGCGGCUAGGGGAUGUCUGGUACUCAGGAGCAAGCCAGAAGCUUCCGAAGGCGGCAGUAGGCGGCAGCAGGCAGCAGUCUGAGGAGCAGGGGUGUGUGUUCGUUUACAUGGGGCCCAGCCAACCUGCAGCUUCAGAUUCCACACUCCACUUUUUCGAAAGACUUUCUCCCAGGUUUUCAGCCAGUGUUUCUUCAGUAACGCUGGAGCAGAGGGAGAGAGAGAGAGAGAGCUGAUGCAAGAGACUUGCAUGGAGGCUGGGGAAACUCUUCGUUCCAGGGCUCGUUCUCUUUCUCGUGGGAGCUGAAGCCAAGGCAGCUGUCACAGCUGCCACCACAGGCACGUCUCUCUUUCUCGGUCAGCGCUCUGCAUCUCAGCUGGGUUCUGAGUGUCAGCACGGAAAAGCCACAAUGAAAGACGCAACACAUUUCGACACCCAGUGACUGGCCAGGUCCCAGAGGAGAACAACAAGUUUAACUUGAAAACAUCGCCCUUGGACAUGUCCAGCAAAACAGGCGGGAAGCAUUCUGCUACCAUCAACAGUGGCAUCUCCAACCACAAGAUGGUGUCAGAAGUUCCUCCAGAGCGGCCCAACAUCCGGGCAACUCGAACUUCCCGAAAAGCCAUUGCCUUUGGUAAGCGUUCACACUCCAUGAAGCGGAACCCCAGUGCCCCUGUCACCAAAGCUGGCUGGCUCUUCAAACAGGCCAGCUCCGGGGUGAAGCAGUGGAACAAGCGCUGGUUUGUCCUGGUCGAUCGCUGCCUCUUUUACUACAAAGAUGAGAAGGAGGAGAGCAUCCUGGGCAGCAUUCCCCUGUUAAGCUUCCGGGUUGCAGCUGUGCAGCCCUCAGACAACAUCAGCCGGAAGCACACGUUUAAGGUGACUGUUACCUGGGUAGAUGAGGCCGGGGCCAGUUCCACGCACUGCCUCUCCCCACAGGCCGAGCACGCUGGAGUCCGCACCUACUUCUUCAGUGCCGAGAGCCCUGAGGAGCAGGAGGCCUGGAUCCAGGCCAUGGGCGAGGCCGCUCGGGUACAGAUUCCUCCAGCCCAGAAGUCAGCGCCUCAGCCUGUGCGGCACAGCCACGAGAAGUCAGACUCAGAGAACAUCCCACCCAGCAAAGUUCAUCAGCAGACUCACAACAGCCUCACCAAGCCAGAGCCCGAGGCCAAGACUCGAGGGGAAGGGGACGGCAGAGGCUGUGAGAAGGCGGAGGGAAGGCCUGAGAGGCCCGAAGUCAAGAAAGAGCCUCUAGUGAAAGCCAACGGCCUCCCAUCUGAACCCGAACCAGCCUCAGAGCCUGGCAGUCCUUACCCUGAUGGCCCGAGGGUCCCGGGAGGUGGGGAGCAGCCCGGUCAACCCAACGGCUGGCAGUAUAGCUCCCCAAGCCGACCAGGGAGCACGGCUUUUCCACCCCAUGAUGGGGACACUGGGGGACACCGGCGGAGCUUUCCACCACGUACUGACCCUGACAAAAUUGCCCAACGCAAAAGCUCCAUGAACCAGCUUCAGCAGUGGGUGAACCUGCGCCGAGGGGUACCCCCACCGGAAGACCUUCGGAGUCCUUCAAGAUUCUACCCUGUGUCCCGCCGGGUCCCUGAGUAUUACAGCCCCUACUCCUCCCAGUACCCUGAGGAUUACCAGUACUACCCACCAGGGGUGCGACCAGACAGCAUCUGUUCCAUGCCAGCCUACGAUAGGAUUAGUCCGCCCUGGGCCCUGGAGGACAAGCGGCACUCCUUCCGUAAUGGGGGUGGCCCCACUUACCAGCUUCGUGAAUGGAAGGAGCCCUCCAGCUAUGGGCGGCAGGACAGCACCGUUUGGAUCCCCAGCCCCUCCCGACAGCCAGUCUAUUAUGAUGAGCUGGAUGCUGCCUCUGGCUCCCUGCGACGCCUCUCCUUGCAGCCCCGCUCCCACUCUGUGCCCCGUUCGCCCAGCCAGGGCUCCUACAGUCGUGCCCGAAUCUACUCCCCCGUGCGCUCACCCAGUGCCCGUUUUGAUCGGCUGCCGCCUCGGAGUGAGGACAUCUAUGCAGACCCUGCUGCCUAUGUGAUGAGGCGAUCUAUCAGCUCCCCAAAGUAUGAUUACCUGGGAGACAGGCGGCCAGUCCCUGCAGGACUGUUCCCCUACAACUACCCACCAUCCCCCACGGUCCACGAUAAGAUGGAUGACCUUUUAGAUCUUCAGUUGCAAAGAAACCUAGAGUAUUUGGACCAGCAGAUGAGUGAGAGUGAGACUCUCAUCAGUAUGGUGAACCGCAUGGUGGAGAGCUCCUCCCCCAGGGCCCAACUCUUCAUGCAAGUCCCUGCUUACCCAGAGGUGUUCCGGGAUGGCCUCCACACCUUCAAGUUAAACGAGCAAGACACGGAUAAGCUGCUGGGCAAGCUGUGUGAACAGAACAAGGUGGUGAGGGAGCAGGACCGGCUGGUGCAGCAGCUGCGAGCAGAGAAGGAGAGCCUGGAAAGUGCCUUGAUGGGAACCCACCAGGAGCUGGAGAUGUUUGGAAACCAGCCUGCCUACCCUGAGAAGCUGCUGCACAAAAAGGAAUCUCUGCAAAACCAGCUCAUCAACAUCCGGGUGGAGCUGUCACAGGCGACUACGGCCCUGACCAACAGCACCAUGGUGUAUGAGAACCUCGAGUCUGAGGUCUCUGCCCUGCACGACGACCUCUGGGAACAGCUCAACUUGGACAUCCAGAAUGAGGUGCUCAGCCGGCAAAUUCAGAAGGAGAUCUGGAGGAUCCAAGAUGUGAUGGAAGGACUUCGUAAGAACAACCCGUCUCGGGGCACUGACACGGCCAAGCACAGAGCAGGACUCGGCCCCUCAGCCACCUAUAGCUCCAACAGCCCAGCCAGCCCUCUCAGCUCCGCCAGCCUUACCAGUCCCCUGAGCCCCUUUUCAAUGGUGUCUGGUUCUCAGGGAUCUCCAACCAAACCAGGGUCCAGCGAGGAACCUGGCCCACCUCGGCCGCCCCUCCCCAAAGCCUACGUCCCCCUGGACUCUCCUCCCACCGUCCCUCCACUCCCUAACGAGAGCCGCUUCUGGCCAUACCCCAACUCCCCUUCCUGGCAUCACAGUGGCGAGACAGCCAGGGGUCAGCCCAAAACAGGCUAUGAGCCAAACAAGAGAGACCCCGACCAGACAUCACCCCUGGACACCCCCAGAGACAUCAGCCUCGUGCCCACCAGACAAGAGGUGGAGGCAGAGAAACAGGCAGCUCUCAACAAAGUUGGCAUCGUGCCCCCUCGGACGAAAUCUCCUGCUGAAGAAGAGGUGACUCCGUCAGCAGUGGUGAGGAGGACCACCAAUGGCCUCACCAACGGCCUCUCCUCACGGCAAGAACGCCCCAAGAGUGCUGUAUUCCCUGGAGAGGGCAAAGCAAAGAUGAGCGUGGAGGAGCAGAUUGACCGGAUGAGGCGGCACCAGAGCGGCUCCAUGAAGGAAAAGCGGAGGAGCCUGCAGCUUCCAGCCAGCCCGGCCCCUGAACCUAGCACCCGGCCUGCCUACAAAGUGGUGCGCCGCCACCGCAGCAUCCACGAAGUAGACAUCUCCAACCUGGAGGCAGCCCUGAGGGCUGAGGAACCUGGUGGCCAGGCCUAUGAGACACCCCGGGAGGAAAUUGCCCGGCUUCGCAGAAUGGAGCUGGAGCCCCAGCACUACGAUGUGGACAUCAGUAAGGAGCUCUCCACUCCAGACAAAGUCCUCAUUCCCGAACGGUACAUUGACCUGGAACCGGACACUCCCUUGAGCCCCGAGGAGUUGAAGGAGAAGCAGAGGAAAGUGGAGAGGAUCAAGACGCUCAUCGCCAAGUCCAGUAUGCAGAACGUGGUGCCCAUCGGCGAGGGGGACUCUGUGGACGUGCCCCAGGACUCAGAGAGCCAGCUGCAGGAGCAGGAGAAGCGGAUUGAAAUCUCCUGUGCCCUGGCGACCGAGGCCUCCCGCAGGGGCCGCAUGCUGUCUGUGCAAUGUGCCACCCCAAGCCCUCCCACCUCCCCUGCUUCCCCGACUCCACCAGUCAACCCCCUAUCGUCUGAACGCCCACGGGGCGCCGACAGCAGCCAUACCAUGCGGGUCUGAGCUCUGACUGCAAGCCCUGGCUGAGGCCAAUGCCGUGAAGCUCCACAGGGCCACCUUCUGAUAGCACACCUGGGACUCUGGCUCCUCAUCCUGGCCUCCUGCCUUUGCGCCCACCAUGGGAAUGCCUCGGAGAGCCAGACUGGGGGCUUAGAAAGGGGCGUGGAUGCCUUGAAAUCCGCACCUGCUGCCCUUGCCCUGAAGCCUGCACUGUCAUCAUGGUUCUAAGGCAAGACCUGGAAUGGCAAGGCCAAGGUGUCAUCCUCUAUGAUGCCCCAGGAAGUCACAGGGAGCUCGAGUGCAGUUCCGGAUGGCAUUGUGUGGCCCUCCGGCACCAUCCCCUGAUGGAGACCGAGUCCUGGUGGGGAGCAUGCCCUCAGCUAUGGGUGAGGACUAGAAGUGAAAACGAGACAGACUCUUUCCCUUGGAACCCACACAACACAGCAACACAGUGAGAGGCCAACUCUUGCCAUCAUCUUCCUCCCCUUCAGCCUCAGCUGCUCAGCGAUGCCCAAGGCUUUGACACGGCUCUGCUGAUGGGUUUCCCAGAGUUCCCUGGAGGCCAGCAGCCUUGCCUGAGCCAAAGAGAAGGUGAUAAUUGCUAGGAGAAGGCCCCUGGGCUCCUGGAGGGUCGGGUGUGGUCUGUGCAGUGUCUGAGGGCAGCAGGUCUGUGCAGUGUCUGAGGGCAGCAGGUCUGUGCAGUGUCUGAGGGCAAGUUGGAAGCAAGAGCAGACGGAAGAGGAGAGAAACUUGGAGACUGAAGGAAGAGAAAGUUGGAAGCUUUCUACAAGCAGCAGGGAUGUAAGGAUGGAGGGAAAUGGGAAGGGAGAGUCAGAAUGGCUUCCCUAGAGUGGAGCCUUAGGCUAGUGCCAAGCAGAGGGCCUGACUGUCACCUAUGUACUUCACGUCUUCCUGAGGAGCAGGUGGCCCCAGGAACACUCGCCAGGCACACAUUAGCCCCAACUGAGGGGCUUGGUAGCAAGGUGUGGAGGAAGAGGAUGUUGGGGGAGAUGGCCUGGGAGACGGCCCAUCUGUGUCAAGGCCUGUUAGUCUCUCUCCUAGGGUCGUGGACAGAGAGGACUGUCUUACUGUCUGUCUGUCAGCUUUGGGGCCUUACCCAGCCAGUUUCUUGACCAAUUCAAACCUGGAGAGUACUGUCAGUCAGCUGAGGUUUAGCCCUGGGAGGAAGGAAUGGGGAUUUAAGUGUGAGUCCGGGUUCUAGGUCCUUACUCCUCAUCUCAGGCAUCCAGAGCCAGAUCAGAGGCUGGGUUUUCUUAUGGCCCACCUACCCAGGGAGAACAAGACAUGGCGAGAUGAGAGCACGGUAUAGUCUUCCUCUAUUCCACCUACCAGAGGGCAGUGAAGGAAGGCCACUGCAGACACCGGUCUCCAGGCCUGCCCUGCCAGAGUUGCUGCCCACAGCCUUCAGCCUGAGCAUCAGUGAUGGUCCCAAGACACAACCAUAUCAAAUCCCAUCGCUGCUCCUUCACGGCUGAGACAGUUACUGGUUCAUAUGCAAGUAAAGAUGACAGUUCAUUCAACAAAUACUAGUCAAGCACUUUUUGUGUAUCAGGUACUGUUUUAGGUGCUUAGGAUAUUGUCUUGCUUCUGAGGGACUCCAGAUGGGGAGGAUUCCACCUCUAUUUACCCUGUCAGGCUCCUGGAAAGUGCUCCUUGGUGACAUUCCCUUUCUACACAGUCCAAGCACCCAAACCAUGCCUGUUCUUCCUUAAAGAAUGAUAGGUGGGUCUAGCUCCCAGCUUAGCCUCUCUCCCCGUAGCCUCUUCCACAAGAAACAAAGUUUUUAGGGCUUCCCCUAUGUUUGUCUCUCCUUUUUUUAAAGUGGUAUUUUUAGAAAUACAUGUAAAAUACCAAGAAACAUCUGCGCCUCUCCCACCACCCUCACCCCGUAUUCAUAAAGCUGGCUCUUUAUGUUGCUUUACAUGCCUUAAUAUGUGUUUUAUGGAAGUGAUCAUGUCAUAGACACCCAUGUAAUAUAUACCUGCAUAUAUAUUUGUCUGGAUGUCAGUCCUUUCUCAGCUCCUGCCCCGACCCGUUUUCUGUGCGUGCCAUUGUUAGUAUAUUGAUACCAUGUCCCUUGCCUUUUUGAUCCAAAGAAGGGGAGGAAAGAUUUACUUUAAGGCAGACCUAUUUUAUGCUUUUGUUUAAAGGCAGAUCUACUUUCAAAAUGUGCAAUGUGCGAGGAGACUGAGGUGGCUGUCCCUAGGCUGGGUCUAUGUCCUUCCCUCGGCUCCAGUGAUUUCCUUCCCGUUGUCCAGUCAUGGCAAAGGGCUGGUCCCCAGGCUCAUCCCGACUCUAUCCUGCAUGGCAGGACAUUCCUUUGAAAGUCCUGGUCUAAGAAUUUGACUUCACUGGGUUGUCAGGCUUGUGGGUCUCCUGAAGGAAAUGUUUACAACUGCAGACAUGCGGUACUCCCAUGGGCUCCUGAACCACCCCUGAGAGAAAGCCAACAGGUCUCUGGCAGCAUAUGUAGCCAGCUUGAAGGAUGUCAGUCUGCGCCCUGACAGACCCAAGACGCAAGGUGAAGCCCAGAGAUGGUGACUUGGGACCCUCUGUGUUCUUUGGUGAAUACUCUGAGCUCCUGGGCCUCCCCCACACUUUCUCUUGAACCCACUCCGUGGCAACCGUCUCCCUCUAGGACUUUUCUUUCUGGGAGUCAUUAUGGCACAUUGGUCUGGCAUCCAGACUUGAAGCCUCAUUCUUGGCUGUGGAGGGCCCCACAAUCAAAUGUCACACCUUAGUCUUUCCCAAGAAGAAACCCUCAGUGCUUUGACAGGCUGUGGGCUGCAGUUCUGGCCUGUGUUAGGUCAGCCUUCCAAAUUGCUUUCUGACAGGUUAAGUGAGCUAGGAGGUUCUAGCCUGGCAAGGACUUGGGCAGGAUGGAGUCCUCACCCCCACCCCUAUCUGAAAUGAUGUGUUUGGGAAUUUUACAGCACUCUGGCCAGCCUUUGACACCGGACCUCCAAUUCCGGCAUUUGCUGGCCCUCUUCCCAGCCUCAAGCCUCUUGCUGUGAAUGAACAGGGCCCAGGCAUAAGCCUAGGACUAAGAACCCCUCUGGGGAAAGUCCUGGCCACCCACACAGGGCCUUCCCAAUUAACACAUUACCUCCUCCACCAAAAAACAAGAGGCUGCGAUCAAAUACUGCUACUGUCACUUUAAAGACUCUUCUGGGGAAGCAAGCUUGCAAACAGCAAGUGUGCUCUCCUGCCUUAUGGAAGGCAUGUUCUUGGGGUCAGGGCUGCUACUUUUAAGAUGGAAUCCCUUCCUUUCCCAUCAGGCACCCUCCUCCUGGCAGCUCUUAAAACUAAGGAAAAUACUAUAUAAAAAUAUAUAUACAUAUCUAUUUAUGCGCAUAUUUGGGGCCAAUUUGAUUUGCUAGUGUUAGACAAUAAACCAUACAAGGAAACUUAUCUCAGUGUCUCUAUUUAGUAUGAAAGUGACCUUAGACGAAGAGUUAAGGUUAGAUGAACAGCAUCUCUGUUGGGACCACAUGGCUGUAGCAUCCCUUGAGCAUCUGUCUAGCCGAUCACCCUCCCCUGGAGAAGGGGGCGCCUGGCUGAGGUAGUGAGAGCUUGCUCCCUCCUUCCAGUGGCAAUCUUACUAGAUUAGGUACUAAAGAAUCCCAAUGAGCUCUGCAUUUGUAUCUUGCAAGUUUGUAUAAAUCAAUACCGGAAAUAAACUGAAUGGUUUGUA
Messenger RNA from Mesocricetus auratus (golden hamster), 7936 nucleotides. It is a transcript of the gene Plekha6, whose product is annotated as pleckstrin homology domain containing A6. The transcript is spliced from 27 exons. The coding region runs from base 646 to 4224 and encodes 1192 amino acids. Gene Ontology annotation, molecular function: protein binding. The record is from RefSeq and is a predicted model, not a curated record. Lineage: Eukaryota; Metazoa; Chordata; Mammalia; Rodentia; Cricetidae.